Messenger RNA from Effrenium voratum, 1062 nucleotides. NCBI's taxonomy places the organism in Eukaryota, Dinophyceae, Suessiales, Symbiodiniaceae. The record is from the annotation of a GenBank genome assembly.
AUGACAUUGUCCACGUACGCCCUGCGCGUGCGGCCUGAUGGGAGCCGGGUCAUGGACGAAAGCAAGCCGGGCACACGGGCGCCGACGCGCACCAUCGUGUUCUUCCUCGUGCCGGAAUUCACGAUGAUCGCCUUCACGUCGGCCGUCGAGGCAUUGCGCUCGGCCAACCGCAUGCUGGGCUAUGACGCCUAUGUGUGGCGACUGGCGAGCGAGACGGGCGAACCGGUCACCGCGUCGAACGGCGUCCAGGUGUCCGUGCACGCCGCCAUCGAGGACGAGCGGCGCAUGAUCUCCAAACCCGACCGGGCGUCGCUGUUCCUGGUUUGCGGCGGCGUCAAUGUGGAAAGCCACACCACCAAGGCGGCGACGGGCAUCGUGCGCGAGAUGCAUGCGCGAGGCAUCGGCGUCGGCGGCCUUUGCACCGGCGCCCACGUGAUCGCGUCCGCCGGGCUGCUCAGCGGGCGCCGCUGCGCCAUUCACUGGGAGAACCUUCCGGGUUUUUCGGAAAAAUUCCCCAAGGCCGAGGUCUAUGCCGACCUGUUCGAGGUCGACGGCAACAUCUACACCUGCGCCGGAGGCACCGCCGCUCUGGACAUGAUGCUGUCGCUGAUCGCCGAGGAUUUCGACGACGAUCUGGUCAACCGCGUCUGCGAACAGAUGCUGACCGACCGCGUGCGCGCGGCAACCGAUCGCCAGCGCCUGCCGCUGCGCGCCCGGCUCGGCGUUCAGAACGCGCGCGUCCUGUCCAUCAUCGAACUGAUGGAAGCCAAUCUCUCCGAGCCGCUGUCGCUUCUGGAGAUCGCCGACCAUGUCGGCCUGUCGCGCCGGCAGAUCGAACGGCUUUUCCGGCAGGAGAUGGGCCGUUCGCCCGCGCGCUAUUAUCUGGAAAUACGGCUCGAUCGCGCCCGCCAUCUCCUGGUCCAGUCGACAAUGCCCGUCGUCGAGGUGGCGAUUGCCUGCGGUUUCGUCUCCGCGUCGCAUUUCUCAAAGUGCUAUCGCGAACUUUAUGCCAAGUCGCCGCAACAGGAACGGGCCGAGCGCAAGCAACUGCUCGUCGCCUGA